AUGUCAACAGAAUCGACGAACCUUACUUCCGAGCUGCCACCCAAUAUCGGCCUGUAUAUAGAUCCAGCUCAUAGGAUCUGGCUUGAAAACGCAUCACCAAGUGUCGAAGAUGUAUGCACUGGUAUCGGUCUUGAGAAUGGUGAGGUUACUGUGGCCAUCAAGUCGACAGGGAUUUGCGGUUCCGAUAUUCAUUUCUGGGAGCACGGCGGCAUCGGUCCAUGGCAAGUGACUGAACCACACAUCUUGGGCCACGAAUCUGCCGGUGUGGUGAUUGCCGUUCAUCCAACCGUUACCAACCUCGCGAUCGGAGACAAAGUCGCCAUUGAACCACACAUAAUCUGCGGGAAAUGUGAGCCAUGUCUGAUAGGUCGCUAUAAUGGGUGCAAGGAUUUGCUGUUUCGGUCGAGCCCGCCCUCUCACGGUCUAUUGCACCCAUACGUGAAUCAUCCCGCUGUAUGGUGUCAUAAGAUCGGGAAUUUGUCUUUUGAUCAAGGGGCUCUUCUUGAACCUUUGAGUGUAGCGCUCACUGCGGCGACUCGAUCGGGAAUUAAGAUUGGUGACCCUGUGCUUAUUUGUGGUGCUGGACCUAUUGGUCUUAUUACACUCCAUGUGUGCAAAGCGGCAGGGGCGUAUCCCGUUGUUAUUUCCGAUAUUGAUGAGUCGCGACUUGCCUUUGCGAAGACUACCAUGCCCCAGGUUAUUACUCAUAGGGUCACCCGGGACGAGACACCAGAACAGUUUGCUGAAACUGUUGCAAAGUCUUUGGGUCAUGUUGAGAUCUCGUUGGCUUUGGAAUGUACUGGUGUUCAAAGUUCCGUCUGCAAUGCUAUUCAAACUGUCAAAUUUGGUGAAAAGGUAUUUGUCAUUGGAGUUGGAAAGGAGAAGAUGGAGAUUCCUUUUAUGCGAUGCAGUGCCAAUGAGGUUGACCUGCAGUUCCAACAACGCUAUGUCAAUAUGUGGCCGAGGGCUAUCCGGGUCUUGCAGAGUGGUAUGGUUGAUCUUGGUAGAAUUAUCACGCAUACUUUCAGGCUUGAGAAUGCGAUCGAGGCGUUUGAGACUGUUGCCAAUCCAAAGAGCGGAUCAAUCAAAGUCCUUAUUCAAUCCUAA
Molecule: messenger RNA, 1107 nt
Organism: Penicillium malachiteum
Lineage: Eukaryota; Fungi; Ascomycota; Eurotiomycetes; Eurotiales; Aspergillaceae
Product: NAD(P)-dependent alcohol dehydrogenase
Exons: 2
Coding region: 1-1107 (368 amino acids)
Biological process (GO): D-sorbitol catabolic process
Molecular function (GO): L-iditol 2-dehydrogenase (NAD+) activity
Source: RefSeq, a predicted model, not a curated record